AUGGCUGAAUUAGGGGUCCAUCGGCACAUCGAAGGAGGAAAUGCAGAUUUUCUUGCUGGCUGUGUCUUGUCAGGUUUCAACCUAAACCCCAGCAUUCGGAUCACCAACAAACUUUCGAUCAAGGCCGAUGCCAAUACGAUACUGAUAUCAUGGCGUCCGAGCAGGGAGGUCGGACCUUUGCUAAUGAAAGGAGUACUUCAAUCGGUUGCUGGACCAUUGAGGUUCUGUCAUAGACCCUCUCCUACCGUACAUGGACGCUGGCACACCAACACCAUCGCCGGCUUUUACCAACCGGAACAUGCGCUCGCAGCCUUGAAGCAUCUCAGUAGCAGCCCAGAAGUGGAUGCACACAUGAUGUACACUGUUUACUUCACCGCACUGAAAGAGCUCUCUGACGCUGUCUUGGUUGAUGUGGAGGAAAUCAUGUCGCAAAUCCCUGAAGCGACAGCAGUCUGGGAAGAACCUCGGAAUGGUAUGGUCACAUUACGCUUAUCCGGGACGAACCGCGAGAAGAUCAUCGACAUGAAGAGAAUACUAGAGGCAAUAUUCGCAGGAAGAGUAGCGACUGCGGGACUAGGCGGUCAUGCAACGCAAUACGAGAUCUGGCACGAGUUCUUCGCGACCGCUCCAGGAGCCGUCUGGCUUCAGCAUUUGGCGCGUGACAGGGGUGUGAUCAUAAUGAGUGAUAAGUUGCAACGGCGUCUGCGCAUCUAUGACCCUGAAAAUGAUGACGCGCAUAUGAAGAUCGUUGAGCGCGACCUCGCCGAAAAAGUCAUUAUGCUAACCACUUGGGAAGAGACAACCACCAUCCAGUUCGCCCCUAAAGACUUCAGGGACCUGCUUACUUCAGAUAUAGUUGCUCGUGCACAAAAGAAGCUGGGUGAGUCUAAAGUCGGCCUCGAUGUCCUCAAGAAAACAUUGGUUCUCCAUUGCCCUCGUCAAACCGCCUGGCUCGUUAUGUUCGAGCUAAACCUGCCACUGCCACCCUCCGACAAUGCGUCAAAACAUCAUAUAUGCCCCCAGUGUGGCGAUGUGACGAACGACAUCAAGUUCUCCAAAUGCGGUCAUUAUACUUGUCGGGAAUGCUUCGACCAUCAACUGGAAGUAGCUUCAUCAGACUUAACAAGCAAUCACUUUCCGCUAGUAUGCUGGCAUGAGAGUUGCGAACAACCGAUAGCAAUUCCGGACCUGCGCAAAUACGCUACCGGCACGAUGGUUGACGCAUUGUUGAAGGCUUCGUUGACCUACCAUGUCCGAUCCUUUCCUGAUGCAUAUCGCAACUGUCGAACGCCGGAUUGCAAGUCAGUGUAUCUGCGCAGCGGAUCCUACGAGAUUUUCACGUGUCCCACAUGUCUAACCCAGACAUGCACCCUUUGCCAUGCUGAGCCUCACGUCGGUUGGACUUGCGUGGAAUACGAAUCGCAUCUCCACAAGAACAAGCAGAAUGAGCAACUACUAGACGACUACAAAGCCGUGGCUGGUACGAAAGAAUGUCCAAAGUGUGCAACCCUCAUCGAGAAGGUUGACGGAUGCAAUCACGUUGAGUGUAGUGGUUGCCACGGACACAUGUGCUGGGUCUGCCUUAAGGUUUUCCCACUGAGUGAAGCAGCGUACCAACACAUGAACGAUGCACAUGGGGGAAACGGACUAGUGGAAGGAGAAGACGACGAAGACAGCGAGUUCGACAGUGAUGAGGAGGAAAGCGAUGACGAUGACGAAGAAUGGGAAGAUGAGAGCGAGUUCGAUAUCGACGACUUGAUCCGAGCGCACUCUUUGAUUUAA
Molecule: messenger RNA, 1782 nt
Organism: Alternaria atra
Lineage: Eukaryota; Fungi; Ascomycota; Dothideomycetes; Pleosporales; Pleosporaceae
Exons: 1
Coding region: 1-1782 (593 amino acids)
Biological process (GO): protein linear polyubiquitination; proteasome-mediated ubiquitin-dependent protein catabolic process
Cellular component (GO): ubiquitin ligase complex
Molecular function (GO): ubiquitin binding; ubiquitin-protein transferase activity; zinc ion binding
Source: RefSeq, a predicted model, not a curated record